ACUACACGUUUAUGGAGUUGUUCUCAUGUAAAUCACCUAUAAUUUUCCCGUGUAUAAUUUCUCUGAGAGAUAUCUUAAAAACCAAUCCAGUUCAAAUGCAAAAGCGGCACCCGAUUUGCGUAAAAACCACUUGAUUGCUUCACCUUCCUCAAUCCUGAGCCCUCUCCCUGUAACUUGAAUUCUAAGUAUGAUUUAGUUCUUUGUCUUUAAAUCAUCAAAACUUAUUUUUUUAUAUUUUUUUUCUUUUAUUAUAAACAGCUUGUUUAGAAACAUAUAAACAAACCCACCUUGUUCAUAUCUUUGAGUCAUUACAUUCCAUUGACCCCUCUCGCUACCUGUAACAUUUUCUUUACUCACUCUUGAAGAAAAUGGGACGCCAUUCGUGUUGUGUGAAGCAGAAGUUAAGGAAAGGUUUAUGGUCACCUGAGGAAGAUGAGAAACUGUACAAUUACAUUACAAGAUUCGGUGUUGGUUGCUGGAGUUCAGUUCCUAAGCUUGCUGGUUUGCAGAGGUGUGGAAAGAGCUGCAGAUUGAGAUGGAUAAAUUACUUGAGACCAGAUCUCAAAAGAGGAAUGUUCUCUCAGCAAGAGGAGGAUCUCAUAAUCAGUCUUCAUGAAGUUCUAGGAAACAGGUGGGCUCAAAUAGCUGCACAGUUACCAGGAAGAACAGACAAUGAGAUAAAAAACUUCUGGAAUUCAUGUUUGAAGAAGAAGCUGAUGAAGCAAGGCAUCGACCCUACCACCCACAAGCCUAUAAGCGAUGCCGAAGUGAAAGAGGAAAAGAAUAGCAGUAGUGAUAAGGCAUAUAAUUUGCAAAUGGCGCCACAGGUUAAAGGGGUAUCAACUGUUUCACCAUUCACCGCUCAGGAGCCAACCUUUCUUAUCGAUGAUUCACCUUAUUACACCCCUGGAUUAACCGACAAUACAAAAGAGCAAUUCAUGAACAAGCAAAACUAUGAUCCUUUUUCUGGCUUCGAGUUUCAAGCAACUGCUGCUGAUCAAACUGGAUAUAAUUCCAAUCUUGUAUCACAAUAUCAGAACGGGCAGUUUGAGACAAAUAAUUCUAACAUUGCAUUCUCUUCGAUGCCAAGUUUGACUAGUUUUGAUCAUGGAAACAUGUCGGGGGCUGAUUUCUCUGAUAAUUCAGCUUCAAGAGUAAGUUCUUUCUUCUUGAAUGAAGCAAAGGAAAGUUCUAGUAACAGUUCAAACAUGAGCAAUUACACAGGAUUUCAGAUGAAUAACAUGGUGGAAAAUGCAGCAGCUUUCUCUUGGGAUACUGAGAAUAAGUUGAAUUCUUUGUUUCAGUUUCAGGUCAACAGUAUCAAAUCUGAAGAAAUGACACCAAAUUCCUGGCAUGAAGCUCAACUUCAUCCUCAGAAUUCAGUAGAUUUCAGUAGCUUUCCUUUAACGUCACUAUCAGAAGAUCUAGCAGGCGCAAAUUUUGAUGUCUUCCACCAGAUGUGAACUGUAAAUUCAUUUUUUUUUACUUUCUUUUCUCCCGGUUGCUCUAGCUAAACAUACACACAGAUGUUGAUAGUAAAGGAAUUCCCUUCUGAAGGUUUGAGAUAUGAAGAUUUUUUUUCCCUCUCUUUAAAUUCAGAAAAGUGAUUCAAGUGAGAUUCAA
This is a messenger RNA of Mangifera indica (mango), 1623 nucleotides long. Its product is annotated as transcription factor MYB86-like. The transcript has 3 exons. Gene Ontology annotation, biological process: regulation of stomatal movement. The record is from RefSeq and is a predicted model, not a curated record. The coding region runs from base 369 to 1463 and encodes 364 amino acids. NCBI's taxonomy places the organism in Eukaryota, Viridiplantae, Streptophyta, Magnoliopsida, Sapindales, Anacardiaceae.